Molecule: messenger RNA, 630 nt
Organism: Caenorhabditis briggsae
Lineage: Eukaryota; Metazoa; Nematoda; Chromadorea; Rhabditida; Rhabditidae
Exons: 5
Coding region: 1-630 (209 amino acids)
Source: RefSeq, a predicted model, not a curated record
AUGGUGAUCAAGUUCACAUCGAACAGUGUCAGCCCGCCGGUCAUGAUUUACAUGGGUGUUGAUAAAGUGGAGAACGAGGACUUGAUCAAAUACGGCUGGCCAGAAGACGUAUGGUUUCACGUUGACAAGCUCUCAUCAGCUCACGUCUAUCUGCGUCUGACACCUGGAAUGACUAUCGAUUCGAUUCCAGAAGCUUUGCUUGAGGACUGUUGUCAACUGGUGAAACAGAAUUCAAUCGAAGGAUGUAAGCUGAACAACGUGGCCAUCGUCUACACGAUGUGGUCGAAUCUCAAGAAAACCGGUGACAUGGCUGUUGGACAAGUUGGUUUCCACAGCCACAAGCAAGUGAAACACACCGUCGUGGAGAAGAAAUGCAAUGAAAUCGUCAAUCGUCUCGAGAAAACUCGCUGGAAGGGAGACAUCGACUAUAAGCAAGAACGUGAUGCUCGCGACGCCAAAGAACGUCAGAAGCUGAAGAAAUUAGAACAAGAGCGAAAGGAUCGAGAGAAAAAAGAAAUGCUGGCUAAGAAUGAACAGAAGAGGAUACAAAAUUACGAAGACGUCGAUUGGGAUGCCGGAGCGUCUCGCAAUGAUGAAGACCCAGGAAACUUGUCCGAUGAUUUCAUGUGA